This is a messenger RNA of Ceutorhynchus assimilis (cabbage seed weevil), 3399 nucleotides long. Lineage: Eukaryota; Metazoa; Arthropoda; Insecta; Coleoptera; Curculionidae. The record is from the annotation of a GenBank genome assembly.
CGCCUACACAGAUUAAGUAAAGGCACGUUUACACUUUCUCAUAGUAAACUCAAUAUAGGUACCUAUUUACUAUUUUCUCAGAUUUUAUACACAAAUCAAUUCUGAUGUAAAUGUAAUACAUAAAUUAAUGGACUCAGUUUCCUACUGUUAUUAUGGUAGCACAAUAAUCAAAAUCAGUGGGCACUAGAUUUUGCGUUGGCACCCAAUAAUUUUCUUUGUUCUUAAUUAAUAAUUUAAUUAUUAAUCCAAUAAAUAAUUAUUUUUGCAUUAAAUAAAUACAUUCAAAUAGUGUAGGAUGUAGCUUACAGUGGGUUUGUGGGAAGUAGAUUAUGAUUUUUCAUUUUUAACACACAACUAUCUGUUGGGAUUUUAUCUUAUUUUAUAUUAAAUAAACGCAGAAUUUUGAUUAAUUUAUUUCCACAAUCCACCACAAACAAAGAACACAUGGGUAGUACAAGUACAGCCAAACUUCAAACUAACAGCUGAUAAAAUUCAAAAAUUGACACAUUUCAACUUAACCUCAAAUUCUUAUUUAAACAAAUAUCUAGCUUAUACCAUAGAAAAGUUAUCGAACACUUCCAAUACAGUUAUGCCGCGCCAUCUAUCAAAUAAUUCUAUAAAACAUGAAAAUAGUAAACAAUUCCAAAUACAAAAACAAAUUAUUAAUUUAAAUCUUAUUCUUAACACUAUCAAGAAAAAAUGAUGCGUCUUUUCAAAAGACGAGAUUCAGACGCCAACCCUCAUCUAGAAAGCGUUUCGACCCUUCAAAAUGAAGAAAACUCGAUCGAAUUCGGUUCUAGAUUACCCAAAUCUACUCAUCAAAAGCCAUAUUUGUCUACUUGGGGUAAAGCUUGGGACAAAACCACCAGAAAAGAUUCAUUCGAACAUCUCCCAUACAAAAAACCCGUUCAUCCAGAGAAAAACGUCAGCAAUACGGACAACGUUGUCCGCAACAGAACAACCACAAGAUCCAAAAGAAACCUAAAAUGUGUUUCUGACAAUAUCGAACUCAAUCAGCAACAAUUUCUAGACUAUUUGAUGCCAAUGAAGCCCAACAAUGACGAACUGGACAAGAUUUUUGAUGACCAGCCUAAAAAGAAAACCCGCAAGUCAAAAUUGAAAUCUAUAUUCACAAUGAGUUCUAAAAGUGAUGAAUCAGAAACCCCUUUCAAAAGAAUGAAGAAAUCAUCAUCAACUGAUAGUUUGACCAGCUUGUUGAACUAUAGGUAUGGCAGUGACUCUACCAAAACCACAGCUCUAAAUUCACCGAUUGGUUCUAUAAAGUCGCAGACGAGCCAAGAAGUUGAUACUGAUGCAGAAAUGGACAAAACUCUAGUGGACAAGUAUAGAGAUGUGGAUACUGGUGACGAAGAAAUAAUGGAUACUGCUGAGACUAAAUACACUUUUAGCAAAUUCUAUGCAAGAAGCCCCAUCAAGUCUGCAACGAAAAAACGUGCCAGAUCCAAAUCCAGAGACGAUUUAACCAAAAACGAAACCAAAAGACGAACAAUCAAAUUUUCUCCUGAAAAAGAUUUGAACGAUUUAAACAAGAAUGUUGAAAAUUUGAAAAUAACCGAACCGAAGCCGCCAACUGUUUUGGAAAAAGAAUUCAAAUGUGUAAGAUUGAAAUUGAAAAAACCUGAAAUGGCUGGCAUCAAAAUAUCUCCUAGUGACAAUGGACAAUCUUAUUUCUUAAGUGAAAUUCUACCCAAUUCAGUAGCGAGCAAAAACGAAAAUCUAAAAAUCGGAGACGAAGUCAUCAAAGCCAAUGGAAUUCGCAUUAAAGGCUUGCCUUAUCAAACAGCCAAAAAACAUUUUUUACCCAAAAACAAUGAACUAGAACUAGUGGUUUCUAGAAUUCCAAAACCUACUAAAAAACGUACAAACUCGUUUAAGGCCUUCUUUUUGAGCCCCAAAAAAGACUCAGUUAAAUCUCCACCAAACAGCAACUCAAUCCUCAAUAAAAGUCCUAGCAAAUUGUCAUUGAGCACUUCUAAAUCGUCAACGAUUUGUCCGCCUAAAACCCUACAAACUUUUAGCCCCUCUAAAUCCCAAACUCCUCAAAAAUCUUAUGUAGGCCUUAACGAUAUACUGUCAAUGGAGAGUAGAGUUACUUUCAGCGAAAAACCACUUCAAAAACCUAAAAUUUUCAAAAGCCCUUCGCCUCUCAAAAAACCUCCUUUUUCACCAAAAGAAAGUUCAGUUUCAAGAACCCCUUCACCAGGAAACUCACCGUCGUCUUUAUAUGGAAUGAGGAAAUUUUCAUUGUCAAACUCAACAAGGCCACAAAUUUCCAAAUGCCUGCCCAUUUCUAAUUCUAAUAAAACUCCAAACAAAACUGUAACUUUCAUCAAAGGCCCUGGCAAGAAAAGCCUAGGCUUUUCAAUUGUAGGAGGCCGCGAUUCGCCCAGAGGCCCUAUGGGAAUUUAUGUCAAGACGAUUUUCAAAGAUGGACAAGCCAGUGAGAAGAAAAUAUUACAAGCAGGUGAUGAGUUGCUGUCAAUUAAUGGUACAUCGUUUAAAGGCAGGUCUCAUUCGGAAGCUGUAACUUUAUUCAAAACUAUAAAAUGUGGCCAAGUGAUUGUUGAAGUAGCCAAUAGACAAGGGAAUAGAACUUAUUCACAAUCAAUGUGAACUAUUUUUCUUAUUAUUAUUAAUUUUUAAUACCAACAAAACAUACAUUCUUUGUUACAAAUUCCAAAAUAACAUUGUGAUAUUGAAUUGCUUUAAAAAUAAUUUAAAGGGUAGUAUUUAGAUUGAUUUAGGGUUUUGGGUUAGUUUGUACCAGGGGCGCAGCCAGGGGGCCAGGGCCUCCCCACAACUUUCCAGAGAAAAAUAAUGAAGUGGAAAAAAGCUGUAAACUGCUUAUGUCAUGAAAAGCUAAAAAAAUUUAGUGGAUCUGUGUAUAUUCCUAUAAUUUUUUCCCUCGGACAAAAUGUCUGGCUGCACCACUGGUUUGUAGCGUUAUAUUUUUUGUACCAAUUUUGGUAGGUUUGUGAAAGAAACAAACUUCACCUAUGUAAAUAAUUAAAACAAAAAUGUUAAUUAUACUAACAAGAUAAUUGAAAUAAAACACAAAAAAUUCCUUAACAAAACUCAUUUAAUUAUUGCUUUUUGCUUCCCAAAAUUAUACCAUACCAUCGUAUUUCUGUUGGAACCACUUCAUGGCAUCUUCUUUCAUCAGCCUGUGAGAAAAGCCAACUUUUCCUUGCUUCCUCCUGCCUAAUACAACGUAAAAGUCCAAACCAUAGAUUCCUAUGCUGGGGUCGUACUUGAUGCCCAAUUUUGUUAUGUGGGAGGGUGUUUUUUUAUUCCUAUAUCGUCACCCCACCUACAGCCUUUACCUUUACGGUAGAAGAAAGGUGUAAAUACAAAAGUUGUACAGUUGCGGAACUUCUG